AUGGACACACUACGCUGCAACCCCACAGACACCUCCACCUGCCCAUCGUGCACGUCCAAGCAGUGGGCAGUGAGCUGGGGAGACCCUGGAAACCUGAGUGUCAUCGGGACCACGUCACCACCCCUGCUGGGGAGUCCAGACCCCGCUGGCCGGCCCAUUCCCUUCUGGACCUGCCUGAGCUCUGCUCAGGUGGACCGUGGCUUCAGCCCCGUGCCGCAGACAUGUCAGGUCCACCUGGUUCUAUCUCCAUCCUCCAGGCUGUCCUUCCCACGGCCACCAGAGGGUGCCCGAAAGGAGAACAACUUCCCACCGCUGCCUGCCUUCAUCCCCCUGAAGCCCUGCUUCUACCAGAACUUCUCGGAUGAGAUCCCCAUCGAGUACCAAGGCCUGGUGAAGCGCAUCUACCGUCUGUGGAUGUUUUACUGUGCCACCCUGGCAGUGAACCUCGUCGCCUGCCUGGCCUGGUGGAUCGGUGGUGGCUCUGGGACCAACUUCGGCCUGGCCUUCGUCUGGCUGGUGCUCUUCUCGCCUUGCAGCUACGUGUGCUGGUUCCGGCCUGCCUACAAGGCCUUCCGGGCCGACAGCUCCUUUAACUUCAUGACGUUCUUCUUCAUCUUUGGGGCCCAGUUUGUCCUGACCAUCAUCCAGGCCGUCGGCUUCUCCGGAUGGGGCGCGUGUGGCUGGUUGGUGGCGAUUGGCUUCUUCCAAACCAACGUGGGCUCCGCCGUGGUCAUGCUCCUCCCGGCCAUCUUGUUCUCCGUGUCAGCCCUCGCGAUGGCAGUGGUGAUAAUGAAGGUGCACAGGAUCUACCGGGGGACUGGUGGAAGCUUCCAGAAGGCACAGACGGAGUGGAGCACAGGCGCGUGGCGGAACCCACCUUCAAGGGAGGCCCAGUUCAACAACUUCUCGGGGAACAGCCUGCCCGAGUACCCCACCGUGCCCAACUACCCGGGUGGCGGCGGGCAGUGGCCCUGA
Molecule: messenger RNA, 975 nt
Organism: Orycteropus afer afer
Lineage: Eukaryota; Metazoa; Chordata; Mammalia; Tubulidentata; Orycteropodidae
Gene: SCAMP4
Product: secretory carrier membrane protein 4
Exons: 9
Coding region: 1-975 (324 amino acids)
Biological process (GO): protein transport
Cellular component (GO): recycling endosome membrane; trans-Golgi network membrane
Source: RefSeq, a predicted model, not a curated record